Molecule: messenger RNA, 954 nt
Organism: Fraxinus pennsylvanica
Lineage: Eukaryota; Viridiplantae; Streptophyta; Magnoliopsida; Lamiales; Oleaceae
Source: the annotation of a GenBank genome assembly
AUGAUGACAAUGGAAGGGAUGAUGGAUAGAGGGGUGUUGGAUGAUAUAAUAAGGAGGCUUUUGGAAGGCAAAGGGGGGAAACAGGUGCAGCUUUCGGAAGCUGAGAUCCGGCAGCUUUGCGUCAACGCCCGCCAAAUUUUACUCUCCCAGCCUAUGCUUCUUCAAGUCCGGGCCCCUGUCAGGAUCUGCGGUGACAUACAUGGACAGUAUCAAGACUUAUUGAGGCUUUUUGAAUAUGGUGGGUACCCUCCAUCCGCAAACUACCUCUUUCUAGGGGAUUAUGUUGAUAGAGGCAAGCAGAGUUUGGAAACCAUAUGUUUGCUAUUGGCCUACAAGAUAAGGUAUCCAGACCAAAUUUUCCUUUUGAGGGGAAACCAUGAAGAUGCUAAAAUCAACCGUAUUUAUGGAUUUUAUGAUGAAUGUAAGAGGAGAUUCAAUGUUCGACUGUGGAAGAUAUUCACCGACUGCUUUGAUUGUUUGCCUGUUGCUGCACUCAUAGAUGACAAGAUACUUUGCAUGCAUGGAGGGCUUUCCCCGGAACUAAAACAAUUGGAUCAGAUUAAAGAGAUUGAACGGCCCACUGGUAUUCCAGAUAAUGGACUCCUAUGUGAUUUGCUAUGGUCUGAUCCUGAUCCGAGGAUACAGGGUUGGUCUGAAAGCGAUAGAGGUGUUUCAUGUACUUUUGGACCAGAUGCAGUUGCUCAAUUUUUAGAGAAAAAUGACUUAGAUCUCAUUUGCCGAGGUCAUCAGGUAGUGGAGGAUGGAUAUGAAUUCUUUGCUAAGCGACGACUUGUAACAAUAUUUUCAGCGCCGAACUAUGGUGGAGAGUUUGAUAAUGCAGGUGCUCUUUUGAGUGUUGAUGAAUCAUUAGUGUGUUCUUUUGAGAUAUUAAAGCCUGCUGCAAGCACUUCAAAGUUGCCCCUAAAAAAGCCCCCAAAGAUUGGAAGCAUAUGA